CUGAUCUGUUCCCCUUAGGCCAUUGAAGCCUGCCAUCAAGCAGAUCCCUUCCUCCUGAGCCAUUGAAGCCCUUCAAAACAGAUCAAACACCGCCUCGGGACGUUGCUCGUCUCUGCCCGCGCUCACUUCUUGCAAUCCACAGCAUGGCAGAUGAUUUAGAUGAUGAUGGCGGGAUUAAUUGCUCGGUUGAUGAGAGAGAUGAGUUGCCUCAGAAUACUGAUCAGCAGAUUGAGCAAAAUGAGCCUAAAAUUGGGAUGGAGUUUAAUGAUCCAGAUGAAUUGUUUGAGUUCUACAGAGACUAUGCAAAGAGCAGUGGAUUUCCAGUUAAGAAACAUACAAGAAGGAAGAAUGUAAUAGGCAUUGUUAGAAGUAUAACUUUAGUAUGUGGUCGAGCUGGCAAACAUAAUAGUACUUGUCAAAAUCCUUUAAAACCACAAGCAAGCUACAGAGUUGGGUGUAAUGCAAAGAUAACAGCUAGGUUAAAUCUGGACGGAAGAUGGGAAAUAUCUGUGGUUGUUCUGGAGCAUAAUCAUGGCCUUAGCCCUACUAAAAGUCGUUUCUUUCGAUGCAACCGAAGAAUUAGUGCACAUGUUAGACAUCAAAUUAAUCAGAAUGAUCAAGCCGGAAUCAGAAUCAACAAAAAUUUUAGCUCACUGGUACAUGAGGCUGGUGGAUAUGAGAAUCUGUUGUGUGAUGAAAAGGCUUGCAGGAACUUGGUUGAUGAAUCAAGGCGUUUACGUCUCGGCGAAGGUGAUGCUUCAGCGAUUAUGAAAUAUUUUUCAAGGAUGGUUGCAGAAAAUUCAGGUUUCUAUUUUGAUAUUGAAUUGGAUGAUGAAGAUCAUUUGAAAAAUGUAUUUUGGGCAGAUGGUAGGAGCAGAGAAGCUUACAAAGAGUUUGGUGAGGUCGUCACUUUUGAUACCACAUACUUAACAAAUAAGUAUGAUAUGCCAUUUGCACCAUUUGUUGGCGUUAACCAUCAUGGGCAAUCAAUUUUACUUGGAUGUGGGUUGAUUUCAAAAGAAGACACAGAGACUUUCAUAUGGCUAUUUACGAAGUGGGUUGAAUGCAUGGAUGGAUGUGCUCCGCAAGGGAUAAUAACUGACCAAGCAAGAGCCAUGAAAAAUGCAAUUGAGAUUGUUUUUCCAAACACUAGACACAGAUGGUGUUUGUGGCAUAUAAUGAAGAAGUUGUCAGAAAAGUUAGGAAGGUACACUGAAUAUGAGGCCAUAAGUUCUACCAUGAAAGGAGUGGUGUAUGACACACAAAGUCCACAAGAGUUUGAAAUACAGUGGAAUGAAAUGGUUGACAUGUAUGGAUUGGAGGAUUGUGAUUGGUUAUGUGAAUUGUACGAGGAGAGAAACCGAUGGGUUCCAUGUUUUGUCAAAAAUUGUUUUUGGGCAGGAAUGUCAACUACUCAGCGAAGUGAAAGCAUGAAUGCUUUUUUUGAUGGAUAUGUCAAUUCGAAAACAAGUCUGAAACAGUUUGUAGAGCAGUAUGAAAAUGCAUUAAGAAACAAGACUAAAAAGGAGAUGCGGGCCGAUGCUGAGUCAUUUUCAAAAGUAAAAGCUACCGCAACAACUUAUGAUAUGGAGAGUCAAAUUCAGGGAGUCUACACUUUAGCAAAGUUUAAAGAGUUUCAAGCUGAAUUCACGGGAAAGUUAUAUUGUGAUAUUGCAAACUUUCAUGAGGGAGUAGGGGUGCUUGAGUAUGUCGUUCGGGACUUGACUUUGCGGUUGGAGGGCGGCAAAAGGAUUCCUAAAUUCUUCAAAGUAUCCUUUCGUGAAACGGACAGUGAAGUUGAAUGUGGCGAAAGGAUGUGA
Messenger RNA from Asparagus officinalis (garden asparagus), 1820 nucleotides. RefSeq names its product protein FAR1-RELATED SEQUENCE 5-like. Lineage: Eukaryota; Viridiplantae; Streptophyta; Magnoliopsida; Asparagales; Asparagaceae. The transcript is spliced from 4 exons. Bases 144 to 1820 code for a protein of 558 amino acids. The record is from RefSeq and is a predicted model, not a curated record. Gene Ontology annotation, biological process: regulation of DNA-templated transcription.